Molecule: messenger RNA, 8827 nt
Organism: Lontra canadensis (Northern American river otter)
Lineage: Eukaryota; Metazoa; Chordata; Mammalia; Carnivora; Mustelidae
Gene: MKI67
Product: marker of proliferation Ki-67
Exons: 15
Coding region: 138-8048 (2636 amino acids)
Biological process (GO): regulation of chromosome segregation; regulation of mitotic nuclear division
Cellular component (GO): nucleus; chromosome
Molecular function (GO): protein binding
Source: RefSeq, a predicted model, not a curated record
CUGGCGGAGCUGUGGUCCGGCUGGUGGCGGUGCGGGCGACGGGUCCGGGGGGCAUGUUCCUGCAGUGAGUUUGCUUCAGCAAACCUUUUGAUGCCUGACCUUCCUAUCCGGAUUAUACUCAAAGUCUUGUUUAGAAAAUGGGUCCCACGGGUCGCCUUGUGACCAUCAAAAGGAGUGGGGUGGACGGGCCCCACUUCCCACUGAGCCUCAGCACCUGCUUGUUUGGAAGGGGUAUUGAAUGUGACAUUCGAAUCCAGCUCCCUGUGGUGUCAAAGCAGCAUUGCAAAAUUGAAGUCAGUGGGCAGGAGGCGAUACUGUUUAAUUUCAGUUCCACCAAUCCGACCCAAGUGAACGGGUCCGUCCUUGCGGAGCCCGUACACCUUAAGCACGGCGAUGUGAUCACCAUUGUCGAUCGAUCUUUCAGGUAUGAAAACGAAAGUCAGCAGAAUGGAAGCCAGCCAACGGAAUGCCCGGGACAAACACGCAAACAGGAUUCUCUGCAUCAGGUCUCAAGGUCUAGCUUCUCUUCUGACCCCGAUGGGAAAGUUCAAGAUUCCAAUGCCCAUUCAAAACUCUGUGAAGAAAAUGUUUCCGGAAGUCCGCUGGUACACGUGAAGAAUGGCAAAGCAGCCUCCUCAGAUGGUCCCAAAGAUCACGCUGCUAGAAAAUCCCUUAAUGCUGUCCAUUCCUCAGAACUUCCUGGAGAGAACUUCAGAAAUGCAAUGGAUCCUACAGCCGGGGAUUUUAAGGAAGAUUCCAGCGUUGUCUUAGUGAGCUGUCAUGGAGAACUGAAGACUUUCCCCUCUACGUGGUGUCCUGAGAAUAGUGAAAACCAGGAGUCUCCAUUUAGGGAGCUUUACGAGUCAAUGAAGGAAGAGUUUGACAUGAAAUCAGGAAAAGGGAAUGUUCCACAGAGUGGGAAAAAGUCGGGGUCGCGGAGUCAUCGUGCAUCAGAGAAUGAAUGUUCCGGUGAGCUACAAGACGGGACACAAGUCCUGGUCUCACUUAAAUCCAGACCCAGGUCGGGUCGAUUCACCCCAGUGAAGGCAGACCCUGCUUUGGGAGAACAAGGAAUUAGCCAGACAGAGGACAGGAGAAAGGAUGAGGAGGCCCUUCAGACUCCCAAGGAGACCACGGGUCCCAGCAUCCCUCCUAAGGAGAUGACAAGAGCCAAGACCCUGGUCCAUCAUUCUCCUCACAAUUCCUCACGAAAACGUCGGAGUGAAGACCUGCGUGUUCCCAGCGGAAGUGAACCCGUGAAUCUGGCUCAAAGGGAAAGCUUCGGGACCGAUAACAAGACAUUCACUCCUCGGAAGUUCUUAGCCAGAAAUCCAACACCCACUAAAGUUGAAAACGCUGUUAAUUUUGGAGCAACACCAGAAAAACUCUCCUCCAAGAAGAGGGCGAGUGUUCCCUCCAGUGUGGACGUUCUUGCCACAGAACCAGAAACUCAGACUCACGCUGUUUUAGCUCCACUGCCCGUUCAGGUUGAAAGGAAGAUCCAGAGCAUUUCCGUGCACCAGCCUGAGAGAGUGGGCGCCACCGCCGGGCCUUCGAGCUCUGGGUUCCCGGGCCGUAGUUCAGUUGAUAGCAGCAGCUCUGGUGACUCCAUUAAUAAUGAGGGAACGUCCCUGAAAAGAAGGCGGGUCUCCUUCGGUGGUCGUCUGAAGCCGGAGUUAUUUGAUGAGAACUUACCUCCUAAUACACCUCUUAAGAGAGGAGAGACCCCGAGAAGGUCUCUCGUCAGCCACACUUCAGCUGUCUUGAAGAAAAUCAUCAAGGAAUACCCUCAACCAUCAAGAAAAGAAGAUUCUUCAGAAAUCCGUUUGGAAGUUUGUGCACAAGACCAGCGUAAGGGAUCUGCAGCUCAGAAUCUGACGAGAACUUCUCCAGUGGCAAAUGAGGCCCGCCGUAGGUCGAGGAAGGUGCCCUCGGUCUCCAGGGGCAGCGCAUCUCCUCAUCCCACAGACGCUCCCAAGAGGGGAGGCAGGAAGAGUGGCACCUUGCCUUCGAAGAGAGCUUCCAUCGACCGGAGCCAACACGAGAUCUUGCAGAGGAUCUAUUCCAGAAGAAGGAGCGGCGCUUCUGAAGCCAAUUUAAUCGUGGCAAAAUCGUGGGCAGACGUCGUAAAACUCGGAGCCAAACAAACACAAGCUAAAGUGGUUAAACAUGGCCCCCAGAGGCAGCCCAGCAAAAGGCACAAGAGAACGACCACUCCAAAGAAGCCUGUUAGCGAUAUUCACAGCCAAUUCAGCACAGGCCAUGCCAACUCUCCUUGUACCAUAAUAAUAGGGAAAGCUCACAUCGAGAAGGUACACGUGCCCGCUCGGCCCUACAGAAUGCUCAACAACCUUGUGUUCAACAAGAAAAUAGACUUUAAUGAAGAUCUUUCAGGGUUAACUGAAAUGUUCAAGACUCCAGCCAAAGAGAAGCCACAAACAAUGAGCCUAUGUCCCAAGGCUUUUUCAAAUUCAGAGGACUUCAUCGGAAAGGAGUUUGAAGUACCCAAUUCGGGAGAAAAACCUCCGCUGUGCACUUCAGUAAAUUUUGGAGAAAAUGUAUUCUGCAUGACUCAGAGUAAAUCGCAAGAGCCAUCCGAUCACAGUCCUGCCAGCCCUGCCCUCAGAAGACCGGCUAUUAGAGUAAACGCAAACAUCGAGAAGACUCCAGGGUCGGAAGCAGAGCCUCUGAAGGUGGCAUCAAGUGCAAACAGGUUUCGAAGGUCCACGGAGCUCGGAAACACACAGAUGCCAGGUUCAGGGCAUAGCAACGAAGAAGCAAACACAGACACUGCUGAGAACAUGUCAGGGCGACGUCUGAGGAAAACUCCACAGCGAGGACAGAAACCAGAGGGAGCGACUGAGGAACAAGAGAGCUGUUUUGACACAUGUGAGAAGGCUUUCAAAUCAGAAGGUAGUUCUGAAAAGAUGGUGGCUAUGAGGAGAUCGAGAAGAUAUUCAGAGCAAAGAUGGGAUCCAAUAGCCAACCUGACCACCCUCAAGAGACAGCAGGACACAGAACCCAAGGAAGACCUGGGGGGCAUCCAAAAUCUCCCCCAAACCCCCACUCACGCCCAGGAACCAAUGGACUUGGGAAACAAAACCACAGAAAAGUGCAAGAAAUCUUCAAAACUAGAACUAGUUGGCGUGCAAGCCAGGAUGAACAUAGAGCUGAAGACCCCUCCCCAUAAAGUGGACCUAGAGGAAGAGCCCUCAGCUCUCAGGAAGUCCAUGCAAAUGCCAGGGGAAAACAUCCCUGUGCCCGGAGAACCAGAAGAUGGUGAUGAAGACAUCAAAUUGUUUAACAGAACUCCAAAGCAGAAAGUGCACUCUGCAGAUAAUGUCACUGGAAGCAAGAGACGGUCAAGAACUCCCAAGAGAAAUGCCCCGUCCAUAGAAGACCUGGCUGACCUCAGGGAGCUCUUCCAAACUCCAAACCACACAGAAAGACCAAGGACUGACAGCAAAACCACCAAAGUCCCUUGCAAAUCUCCACUAGCAGAUCCGGUCAACACGCCAACAAGCAGAAAGAGGCAGCUCAAGACCCCUCUCCAGAAAGUGGACCUAGAGGAAGAGUCCUCAGCUCUCAGGACGCCCACCCGAGCGCCAGGGGAAAGCAUUCCUUCACACGGAGAACCAGGAGGUGGUGAUGAAGACAUCAAAUUGCUUAACAGAACCCCGAAGCAGGAAGUGCACUCUGCAGRAAAUGUCACUGGAAGCAAGAGGCGGUCACAAACCUCCAAGAGAGAUGCCCCGUCCUUAGAAGACCUGGCUGGUCUCAGGGAGCUCUUCCAAACUCCAAACCACACAGAAAGACCAAGGACUGACAGCAAAACCACCAAAGUCCUUUGCAAAUCUCCACUAGCAGAUCCAGUCAACACACCAACAACUAGAAAGAGGCAGCUCGAGACCCCUCCCAAGAAAGUGGACGUAGAGAAGGAGCCCUCAGCUCUCAGGAAGCCCACCCGAACACCAAAGAAAGCCAUGCCCUCACACAGAGAACCAGGAGGUGCUGAUGAAGACAUCUGCUUGUUCAAGGAAACUCUGAAGCAGAAAAUGACCCCUGCAGAAAAUGUCACUGGAAGCAAGAGGCGGUCAAGAACACCCAAGAAAAUGGUCCAUUCCUUAGAAGAACUGGCGGGCCUCAAAGAGCUCUUCCAAACCCCAGAGCACACCCAGGACCCAGUGACUGAUGACAGAACCACCACACCCCCCUGCAAAUUGCCACUAGCAGAUCGAGUCAACAUACCAACAAGUAGAAGAAGGCAGCUCAAGACCCCUCCCCAGAAAGAGGACAUAGAGGAAGAGCCCUCAGCUCUCAGGAAGUCCACCCAAAUGUCAGGGGAAAGUGUGCCCUUAUACAAAGAACCAGGAGAUGGUGAUGAAGACGUAAGAUUGUUUAAGAGAAGUCCGAAGCAGAAAGUGCACUCCUCAGAAAAUGUAACUGGGAGCAAGAGGCGGUCAAGAACACCCAAGAAAAUGGUCCAGUCCUUAGAAGACCUGACUGGCCUCAGAGAGUUCUUCCAAACACCAAACCACACAGAUAAACCAAUGACUAAUGACAAAACCACCAAAGCCCCCUGCAAAUCUCCACUAGCAGAUCCAGUCAACACACCAACAAGUAAAAGGAGGCAGCUCAAGACCCCUCCCCUGAAAGGAGACCUAGAGAAAGAUCUCAGGAAGCCCACCCAAACACCUGGGGAAAGCACACACUCACACGGAGAACCAGGAAGUGGUGAUGAAGACAUCAAAUUGUUCAAGGAAACCCCAAAGCAGAAGAUGACCCCUGCAGAAAAUGUAACUGGCAGCAAGAGGCGGUCAAGAACAUCCAAGAGAAAUGCCCCGUCGUUAGAAGACCUGGCUGGUCUCAGGGAGCUCUUCCAAACUCCAAACCACACAGAUAAACCAAUGGCUGAUGACAAAACCACCACAGUCCCCGGCAAAUCUCCACUACCAGAACCAGUCAGCACACCAACAAGUAGGAGGCGUCAGUUCAAGACCUCUCCCCAGAAAGUGGACCUAGAAAAGGAGCCCUCAGCUCUCAGGACGCCCACCCGAGCGCCAGGGGAAAGCAUUCCUUCACACGGAGAACCAGGAGGUGGUGAUGAAGACAUCAAAUUGUUUAACAGAACCCCGAAGCAGGAAGUACACUCUGCAGAAAAUGUCACUGGAAGCAAGAGGCGGUCACGAACACCCAAGAGAAAUGCCCCGUCCKUAGAAGACCUGGCUGGCCUCAGGGAGCUCUUCCAAACUCCAGAGCACACCCAGGACCCAGUGACUGACGACAAAACCACCGAAGUCCCCUGCAAAUCUCCACUAGCCGAUCCAGUCCACAAGCCAACAAGUAGGAGGCAGCUCAAAACCCCUCCCCAGAAAGUGGACCUAGAGGAAGAGCCCUCAGCUCUCAGGAAGUCCAUGCAAACGCCAGGGGAAAACAUCCCUGUGCCCGGAGAACCAGAAGAUGGUGAUGAAGACAUCAAAUUGUUUAACAGAACCCCGAAGCAGGAAGUGCACUCUGCAGAAAAUGUCACUGGAAGCAAGAGGCGGUCACGAACCUCCAAGAGAGAUGUCCCGUCCUUAGAAGACCUGGCCGGCCUCAGAGAGCUCUUCCAAACUCCAAACCACACAGAAAAACUAAUGGCUGAUGACAAAACCACCACAGUUCCCAGCAAAUCUCCAUUAGCAGAUCCAGUCAGCACACCAAUGAGCAAAAGGAGGCGGCUCAGGACCCUUCCCCAGAAAGUAGAUCUAGAGGAAGAGCCCUCAGCUCUCAGGAAGUCCACCCGAACUCUAGGGGAAAGUGUGCCCUCACACAGAGAACCAGGAGGUGGUGAUGAAGACAUCAGGUUGUCUAAGGAAACUCCAAGGAAGAAGCUAGACCGCGUAGAAAAUGUAAGCAGAAGCAAGAAGGGGAUAAGAACGGGUAAGGAAAAGGCCCAAUUCCUAGAAGACCUGGUCGGUUUUAAAGAGCUCUUCCAAACCCCAGAGCACACCCGGGAACCAACAGCUCUUGUCAAAAGCACAGUAACGCCGGGCAGAUCUCCUCUGGCAGAAACAGUCAACACAGCACCCCAGAGGAAGACGUGUCGGAAGAUGCCUCAGGGGACGGCGGACUCCGAGAGAGAGCUCGCACCUCUCGGGGAGCCCAUCCAAACGCCAGCAGAAGCCACACUCACACACGGAGAGCCGGGAGGCGGUGAAGAAGUCAUUCGCUUCUUCAAGGAAACCCCAAAGCAGAAGAUGAACCCUGCCGAAAAUGUCACUGGAAGCAAGAGGCGGUCAAGAACACCCAAGAGAAAUUCCCCGUCCUUAGAAGACCUGGCUGGCCUCAGGGAGCUCUUCCAAAGCCCAGAGCGCCCCCAGCACCCAGUGACUGAUGACAAAACCACAGUCCCCUGCAAGUCACCACUAGCAGACCCAGUCCACAAGCCAAUGAGUAGAAGGAGGCGACUCAAGACCUCUCCCCAGAAAGUGGACAUAAAGCAAGAGCCGUCAGCUCCCAGGAAGUCCACCCGAACGCGGGGGGCAAAGGCACACUCGGGCAGAGAAGCAGGAGGCCCCGCGGAAGACAUCGAACUGUUGGGUAAGACUGUGAAGCGGGAAGUGCGUUCUGCAGAGAAUGGAGCCGGAAGCAAGAGGGGGUCAAGAACAUCCAAGAGAGAUGCCCCGUCCUUAGACCUGGCCGGCCUCGGGGAGCACUCCCAAACCCCAGAGCACACCCAGGACCCAGUGACUGACGACAAAACCACCACAGUCCCCGGCAAAUCGCCACUAGCAGAUCCAGUCCACAGACCAACAAGUAGAAGGAGGCAAGUCAAGACCCCUCCCCAGCAGGCAGACGUGGGGCGAGAGCCGUCAGCUCUGCGGAUGUCCACCCGACGGCGGGGGCCAAGUGCCGUCUCCGGCCAAGAACCCCCCGGUAGCGACGGAGACGUCACACGCGUGAAUGACACCGCAAAGCAGACCCUGAGCCCUGCAGAGAACGGAAUGCUCCGGAAAAGUCGGCUAAGAGCGCCUAAGGAAAAGGCCCCGCCCCUGGAAGACCUGGCCAGUUCCCCGGAGCCAUCCCCCGGGCCGGAUCCCAGCGAGGAAGCGGGAGAGGACGCAGGUGGCGGUGGGGCCGCUCCCGUGCACCCUCCAGGCGGGAGGAAAGCUGUGAGCGUUCGGCAGAGAAGCCUCAGGUUCCGUCGGGCAACAGCGGAGGAAGACCCGGGGCACCGGAGAGAGCCCGUCGGGUCUGGGAGGGAAGGCGGCGCUUCCCCGCCCUCCGAGAGGGAAGGAGGAACCAAGGAAGGUUCGAUGGGAACAAAGAGGCUGCGCUCUGGGACCGCUGCCCAGGACGCGACGGAGGAGAAGCCGCCCCAGAAGAGGAGGAGGGCAGCUCCCCGCGAGGGCUGUGACCCACCUGAGCCCCUGACAGUGAAGAAGAGGCUGAGGGUCGUGGCAGAGCGGAUGCGACUCCCGGGAGACCCUCCAAGGAGCAGCAGGGAGGCUACGCCAAGGGCAGGAGAAGCGGCGGGCAAGACCCCGAGCCAUCAGGGAAGGUCCCUGCGCUCUAGGCGUCCAAAUAAAACCGAGGCAGAAGAGACAAGACCCGAGCCUGUUGUAACGGCGACAGAAAAGCCGAAAACAAAAAGAAGUGACAAGAAGCCCUUGAAGACGUCCCAAGAGACAGCAUUACAAAGCCCAGAAGACGGGGCCAAGCAUGCGGCAUCUGGGAGCAAAGCCCGGGAAAGCAGAAUAUGUCUGAGGUCUGCGAGACCCACUAAGAUGCCCUCGCCGGACGUAGCCGAGGAGAAGCAAAGGGAGAAAAGAGUGGGUGUCCGGGAGAAGAAGCAGGAGGAAGAAGUAAGGCAACCUUCAGACCCCAUGCGUUUGAGAUCUAGAAAAAUCACAGUCCCUCCCGGAGGAAAGGCUUUGGAGAGUGAACCCCAGCAGAGGGUAACUCGGAAUGCCAAGAGAUGCGCUGAAAAUAUAAAAAAGGAUGAUGACAAUGUGUGUAUCAAGAAAUUAAGAACCAGAAGUCGUCAGGACAACGAAGAUAUUUAGCUGAGAAGUUGAAAAGGGAAAAAAAAACUAAUAAGUGCAGUCUAGUGAUAUAUUCUAGUAUGGUAUUUGGGUAAAUAUGAAAGGGAAUUUUGUAAAUAAUGCUAUUCGGGUGUUUAAGGAAAGAAUUUUCUCUCUCCGAGUGGUCUAUUCAUAAAGGCCACAUGGAGGUCACGAAGAGGACUGCUGGUCUCAUAAAGUGACAAAAAUAUCAAACUUGGCUUGGGGACGGGUGGGGGCGGGGAUUGGGACCCAGAAUAAUGCAGUGAAAUGAAGCUGUGACGUUUGUCACCCCCGUCCGUCCUUGUCAGCCCCACACGCCAGCACUUGCCCGCGCUGCUCUGUAAAUGCUUUCUGUUGGCCCGUGUCCCGCAUCAGAAUGUGAAAGCAGGGGCUUCUGUCCCUAGUCCCCAGCCCUGGGCAGGAACUCAGGAAACGCAAAUGAACGGGCCGAUGAACAAACUCCUCGGCUAUUUUUUUACCGGGUCGGGGCGGGGGGGACACACUGGGUCCACUCACAAGGGCUGUUGGUCCCCUGUAUGGGACAGUCCCAUUCUCAGGGUUCUCGCCAUGGAAGGGAACACGCGUGGGGCCUGGAGGAGGCUGGUGGCCCCAGCUGCAGGGUGUAGGGGUCACUGGUGUCUUACAUUUUCCGCUUCAAGCAUGUCUCUCUGACCUGGGACUGCUCACAUCUGAGAAGGCACCCGGCGCUGAGUCCCGGGGCCGUGGGCCAGGGUGCCCCUCAGCUCUGAAUGGUCAUAGCUCUCCUAGCUUUUCGCAUU